AUGUCGCAUACUCCCGUACCGCGAUCGUCUGUCGCCAGCGGCCUCGUGCCUCCCGCUCCACCCCCAGGUUAUCCUCACAGUAUGCACGGAUCAGGCGUAUUCCCCCCACCUCACAGCGCCGUCCCCAGUCGGCCUCAGUCGCGCAUUGAGCCUCCUCCACUGAGCUCGACCAUUGGACCGAUGCCGGGCACGCUGGAGCGGCCCAUUGCCGGACCGCGAAAGAGACUCAUUGUCACCUGCGACGGCACGUGGCUCGACGCGGACAAUGGGCUGAUGAACGGCCAGAAACAGCCUCCGUCCAAUGUGUCGCGAAUCGGCUGGGCGAUCAAAGACACCUCAAGAGACGGGAUCCCCCAGAUCGUCAACUACCAGGCAGGGGUGGGCACGUCAGGGGGCCCGGCGGCGCGGGUCGUGGGAGGAGCCACAGGGAUGGGGUUGAAAGAGAACAUGCGCGAAGCAUACACGUACCUGGCCAUCAACUGGAGGGCGGGCGACGAGAUCUUCCUGAUCGGGUUCAGUCGCGGCGCGUUCACGGCACGAAGCAUCGGCGGCAUGAUCGGGGCGUUGGGCCUGCUCACGCGGGAGGGACUGCCCAGCUUCAACGAGGUCUUCGAAGACUGGCAACACCGGUACGACGAGCGGUACGAGUCCAAGUUCCCCAACACGCCGUUUCCCGGGAAGGGCCCGUUCGACCAACACUACGUGCACGAGCUCGCGCGGCGCGGCCUGACGACGCUCAACGUGCCCAUCAAGGCCAUCUGCUGCUGGGACACGGUCGGCAGUCUGGGGAUCCCGCGCCUCGGCUGGAUGGAGGCUCUGCACCUGUCCAACCCGAACAUGCACGACUACGACUUCUACGACACCCGACUGCACCCGUGCAUCGAGAAUGCGUUUCAGGCCCUGGCGCUGGACGAGCGACGGGGUCCGUUCUCGCCCGCGCUGUGGGAGAAGCGCGACAACGACCGCACGAAUCUCGUGCAGGUGUGGUUCCCCGGCGUGCACAGCAACGUGGGCGGCGGGUAUGAAGACCAGGAACUGGCCAACAUCACGCUCGCAUGGAUGAUCUCCAAGAUGGAGCCGUUUCUGGAUUUCCGGCCCAACUUCCUCAUGAGUCUCUGGGAGGAGAACCGUGCGUAUUACAAAAGCACCGGCCAGAAGACGAGGUGGUGGAGUUUCGGCGAGCUGUACAACUCGUUCAAGGGCUUCUACAGUCUGGCCGGCUCCAAGACCAGAACCCCGGGCAACUACUACCGCACCGAUCCGUAUACCGGCCGGCCGACAGGCAAGAGGCUGAAAAACACCAACGAAUACAUCCACGCCAGUGUCCGGAGUCGUUCAGGUCUUCAAGGUCCUGGCUCUCAGGAUCGAGGCGUCUACGAUCCCCCCGCUCUGCGGGACUGGACGUUCGACACCGAGUUCGUGCCUCCCGGCCAAGGGGGAAACGCGGAUGGACUGCUCGUCGUGUGGACCGAUCGAAGCACCAAGCGCGGCAACAACAACACCACCACCGGCAAAGGUGGCGGGCAGGACAAGAUUCCCGAGGCACGUCUGUCAGAGACCGAGCUGGUCCUUCUGAGACAAAGUCCCCGCGUCUACGAGUACAUCUCGGAUCUGAGGCCGCCGUCGGCGCCCAAGGAGAAGAGGAGGUCGCGCCGACACGACGGCAUGCCGCCCGAAAUGGCCGGGGCGGCUGUCGGUCCAGGUCCAGGUCCAGGCGCCGGAUUCCCUCCGCAGGCCGGGCGGCGGAGUAGUGGGAAACUGAACCCAGAUGGCUUGCCGGAUACAGAUGAGGAUCGACGCCGGAGGAGACGGAGAGAGAGUCGCGAUCCAGAUCGGCAGCGCCAUCGCCGCAGUCGACGCUACGAUGACGACUGA
Capronia coronata CBS 617.96 is the source of this 1875-nucleotide messenger RNA. RefSeq lists its product as uncharacterized. Bases 1 to 1875 code for a protein of 624 amino acids. The transcript has a single exon. The record is from RefSeq and is a predicted model, not a curated record. Lineage: Eukaryota; Fungi; Ascomycota; Eurotiomycetes; Chaetothyriales; Herpotrichiellaceae.